CCGGGACCUCCAAAAAAGCCCAGCGGACUCGCAAAGCGUCGCCAUACGACGCCGCCGCGGCUUCCCAGACGGGCGCUGCGAGCUCAAAAGCUCGAGAACUCGCCCGCUGACGGUUCACCCGCAGCGCGCGGCGCCCCGCGGCCUCUGAACAAGGUGCUCCGCCAAAAUGGCCGCAGCAGUACAACAAGCGCCCUACCUCGGCCCGUCGUCGUCCACGAACGAGUGGAUCGAGACCCAGGCCGAAGACGAGCGCUUCCUGCCGACGUUUCAAGAUGACGCUUCGUUAAUAACUGAAGGCUUGUGGCUCGGCAGCGAAGCCAAUGUCCGAGACCUCGCCUGGGUCAAGGUCGAAAAAAUUCAGAGAAUUGUCACGAUCAUGCCCUAUGAAGUGGAUCCCACUGAUGGAGGCAACGUCUCGGAAAGCCUGAAAGACUGGUUCCGGGGAAACGUGCAAGUGCUCUUCCUCGACGCGCGCGACACGCCGACGCAACUCGUCUGAUUUAUCGUCCUUCCUUGUACCAAUGUGGCUCACCGCUUCGCUUGCCGCAACUAGGUCUUUGAGCAUCUGAGGAGAGGUGUGGACUUUGUGCUUCAAGGCUUGAAGAAGGGAGAAAAUGUCAUUGUUCAUUGUGGAAGAGGUAUUUCCCGAAGUGCGACGGUGGUCAUCGCCGCACUCAUGGUCAAGGACGGGUUGUCGUACAGAGACGCGCGCGUUUAUGUGUUUUUUUUAUGUUUAUGUUAUGUGUACUCACUGUGCCAUGCGACUACAGAUUUUCUCUGGUUGCUGCUAAACGAGCUUGUAUUUAUCCCAACGUCGGGUUUCAAUUGCAGCUAUGUUUGUUUGAAAAAUUGGGCAAAGACUUUGACGAGGUAUUAUACUCAUAUGUAUAUUGUGUAACAUGUCUAUAUAGGUCGACGCCGUCGUGGCCAAGGGCGCCUUCCACGUCGAAUCGGAGCUCGCCGUGUCCAUCAGGAAAACGUUAGACAACGCCGAGGAGCGCAUGGACUCGAUGUUCGACGACGACAGUCUGUGCGAGGAGGCGGCGCGGUGGGAGGACUUCGGCUACUUCAUCCAGAACUGCCGCGAGUACCUCGGUCAUGUCGAUAUUGGGUUGCCCUUGGCGCUGUUGGACCGGGCGGACGACUGCGCGCGGAAGCUGGGCAACCUCGACAAGGUCUUCGAGGGGGCCGGCGUGGCGACGGCGGGGCGCGUCGGCCGCGUGCUCGGCGCGUGGCACGGCCUCCAGAGCGCCAUGGCCGCGGCCGAGACCGCGGUGCCGCGGACGGACGCGAGCUACGUGUCGGCGCUCGACCGCGACCUCGGAGGGGCCUCGUCGGCGAAGCGGCGGAAGACGAAGUAACUUGUUUUAUGAAUCUA
Molecule: messenger RNA, 1378 nt
Organism: Pelagomonas calceolata
Lineage: Eukaryota; Pelagophyceae; Pelagomonadales; Pelagomonadaceae
Source: the annotation of a GenBank genome assembly